AUGUGGUUGGCACCGCUUUGCUGCGUGACGUUGGGGCUGCUGCUGGUGGGAUGUCUGGAAACGGUAGCGGCCAUUCCACCGAAAUCGGAACCCACGAUAUCGGAAUGUGCUGCAAAGGGUGGUGAAUGUGACGAAAGCAAGGGAAGGCCUGUGUGUGGAAGUGACAAUAAGACGUAUCCGACACGCUGUCAUCUCAUCCGUGCGCAGUGUAGUGGACAUCAGGUCGCCUUCAAGCAUCGAGGAUCAUGCAAAGAUGUGUGCAUUGCCUCACGGACUUAUGCACUGCAACAACGGGCCAACUCCCCGUACACGGUCAAGUACGUACCGAGAUGUCGCGAGGAUGGAACUUACGCACCGGUCCAGUGCAUCGAUGGUGGUGGCUGUUGGUGUGUUAAUGGGCAGGGUAAGCAGCUGCCCAACACCAUGGUCCAGCACGGGAAACCGAUCUGUGUGAAGAAGGGCAAAUCGAACCAGCGCCGUUCGUCACCUCGCAAUCCAGUUCGAAACAAGCGCAGUUGCAGUGGACUAGAUCGGGCCGUUUUUAACACCAACCUGCUGAAGCUGUUCCAAAACGAGCACGUACGGGUACACCAGCACAACCUCACCGGGCCGAUCAACGAAAAGGUGGUGCUGGACUGGAAGUUUGCCGUCAUGGAUCUGAACGGCAACAAUCUGCUGGAUAAGACGGAAUAUCGUACGAUGAAGCGACUAAUCAAGAAGGUGGUGAAACCGAAACGCUGUGGCAGAUCGUUCGGUAAGAACUGUGACGCAGACCAGGACGAACGACUAUCGCGUAACGAAUGGUACAACUGUUUGGCAAAAGACGACGUUACACCUCACAACCCGUCGUCACAAUCACCAUCAUCAUCAAUCUCUAGUUCCUCUUCCGGUGGUUCUGGACACUAUACAGUCCCGCAUCUACAUCAUCAUCAACAUCAUAGCACUCUCGGUGGGCUGUCACGCGGCAAUGGUGGCAUGGGUGGUGGGUCUAUCGGUGGUACGGUAGGCGGAGGCGGCGGAGGCGGCGGCGGCGUCAACGGCGGCACCGGUGGUGGUGGUGGUCACUUUCUGCGUGCCGACGACGACGACGACGACGAUUCACAGAAUAUCUCUAAUGAUUUCACUGACGAUGACGAUGACGAUCAUUCAGAGAAUGAGUACGAUUCGGACGAACUGCCCGACAGUGAUAAUGCACUACUGAACGGAUUGCAGUUGCCCGUUAAUGGAUUGCAGCCAUACCUGUUGCUGCAGGGUAAGACUAUGGUGGAUCCCAAGGGAGAGGACGAUGCCAUCUUCAAGGAUAGUGAGGCGGACUCCGACUGUUUGAGUGAUCGCAAGUACGCGUUGGAUGAGCAGAAGUACGGCACCAAUGCGUUGUAUGUACCGGAGUGUACACCAGACGGACGAUAUCAGCGCGUACAGUGUUACCGCUCAACGGGGUAUUGCUGGUGCGUUAACGAAGAUACGGGCAAGAACAUUCCGGGCACGUCGACGAAGGACGAGAAACCGGUCUGCGAUCAGUACGCAUCGUCUACGCGACCUAUGAAAGGAUGUCCCGAGGAAAAGAAGGUAGAAUUCCUGAAGGACUUGAAGGCAUUCCUGAGCAAACAGGUGUCGACAUCGUUUGCCGGCAAAAUUAUACCCGUGUGGAAUACCGAGGAGGAAAAGAUAGCCAUACUGAGCUUUGUGCUUUUGGACAAGAAUCAAAACAAACAGCUGGAGCGAAAGGAAUGGAAAGCUUUCCGUGAGCUAGUCACAGCUACAAGACAACUUCGAAAAUGUGGCAAAAAAAUGCCCCGCUAUUGUGAUGUGAACAGCGACCGAAAGAUUACACUCUCCGAAUGGAUGAGUUGCUUGGAUGGCAAACGGAACAACUCAGUGGACGUGGCAGCGAUGAGUGCACCCUUGGUGCAGGCUGAGCUGAAGUCAACUAGCAGCAGUAGCAGUAGUGGCGGUGGAACCAGCACCAGCUCGUCCUCAGCGACUAGCACGAAGUUUAAGGGAAGAAAUCCGCUAGAGUUUGUGCUGAAGAGUGACUAG
Molecule: messenger RNA, 2040 nt
Organism: Anopheles marshallii
Lineage: Eukaryota; Metazoa; Arthropoda; Insecta; Diptera; Culicidae
Gene: magu
Exons: 10
Coding region: 1-2040 (679 amino acids)
Molecular function (GO): calcium ion binding; protein binding
Source: RefSeq, a predicted model, not a curated record